Microplitis mediator is the source of this 1899-nucleotide messenger RNA. RefSeq names its product doublesex- and mab-3-related transcription factor A2-like. Gene Ontology annotation, molecular function: RNA polymerase II cis-regulatory region sequence-specific DNA binding; DNA-binding transcription factor activity, RNA polymerase II-specific. The transcript is spliced from 4 exons. Gene Ontology annotation, cellular component: nucleus. Gene Ontology annotation, biological process: sex differentiation; regulation of transcription by RNA polymerase II. The coding region runs from base 776 to 1846 and encodes 356 amino acids. The record is from RefSeq and is a predicted model, not a curated record. NCBI's taxonomy places the organism in Eukaryota, Metazoa, Arthropoda, Insecta, Hymenoptera, Braconidae.
UAUUAUUAAAUAAUUUUUUUAACUGACGAAAUUUAUUGAAGAAUGUUAUAUUUAAAAUAAAUACGAGAAUGACACCUGUACUCGUUGGAAAAAAAUUAAAAAAAAAAUAAUAAUAUCUUAUACGAAUUACACGAGUUUGAUUCUUGCCAGUAAACAGUUUUAUCCAGUCUUUUCAUUUAUCCCGUUUCUCUUGUCUGUAUGCUAGUUUAUAAUUAAAUUUAUAGUACUAACAUCUAAAGCAACAACAAUAGGAAUACGAGGGUAAAGUAUAGAAAUUCCAAAGUUAAUAGACGUGAUAUUGACUUUCUGGAUUGGGUAUCCAUGCACGUAAUACAUAAAUCCGAUAAAUACAGUAGUGACACGCGUACUACUGAAAUAAAAAACUAAAGAAUCAUGAGACGAAGAAGAAGAAGAAGAAGAAGAAGAAGAAGAAGAAGAAGUAUAAGAAUGAAGAAGAAGAAAAUAAUAAAGAUGAAAACAGUGGUAUAGAAUCCUAGUAGGAGUGGCGUCUAGAGUAAACAGAAUAGAACCAAUCGAGUAUAAAGGGUGGUCCAGCUGAUGUUUGUCUUUUAACCGACUCUGGAGGGAUGCUCAAGUCACGUUUGGUCGACACCCUCGGAUAUCCACGAGGAUCUUCCAGAGCCAAUCGUCAUCUUGAACCCGCGGUUAAUAGUUUACGAGAAGAGCUUCCGAGCAGAAACUGGUGUUUAAGUUAAAGUUUAACAAUAAACGAGUUGCGGUGGUCGCUGGCAGUGAAGAAGAAAAGGACUGGAGAAUGCUGAGAGGAAAGUCGGCUAAGAAAGAUCAUGAUGAGGAGGACGGCAAACAAAGACGGCCAAAGUGCGCUCGCUGCAGAAAUCAUGGACUCAUCUCCUGGUUGCGGGGACACAAAAGAGAGUGUCGUUAUAAAGAAUGUCUUUGUCCGAAGUGUUCUCUCAUUGCUGAAAGACAACGUGUUAUGGCUGCCCAGGUCGCAUUGAAAAGGCAGCAGGCCGCUGAAGAUGCGAUAGCUUUGAGUAUGGCCAAAGUUGCUACCGGGCAGAAACUGGAUCGUUUGCCACCUGGAAAAAUUUUCGGUAUGGCUGUAACUGACCCUAAUCCUCAAAUAACAUCCCAAGUUAAAGCUGUCAUGGAUAUUGACGCUGAUGUUGACGUUGAUCAACCGACAGAUAGCAUUAGAGAGUCGUCCGAGUCAGAGGGUGGUAAUUCUGCCAAAGAAAAUGAACUUACUUUUAAACUGAACUCAUCACUCGACAAAAAGAAAAGCAGUAUCUUCAGUGCCGUCGACCGAAGUGAUUCUGAAGACCAAAGUACCAAAGAAACCCCAGCUAUUUCUCAGACAUCAGUUGAAACUCUCGCGCGAUUGUUUCCCAGCACUAAAUUAUCGGUUUUACAACUGGUACUCCAGAGAUGCGGCCAGGAUUUACUUAAAGCUAUUGAGUACUUUGCCAAUGACAGCAACCCAUGCACCACAUCGGCGUUUCGCCCGCUCCAGAGUUCAUCGUCAGAUGUACGAACCACCGCCGAUUAUCCCAGUGUCUUUACACUGCCUCCAGUUUACUCGAAUCUAUCCCGUAGUUUUUACAACGACGGAUACUGUCUUCUCAACAUCUUGCCUGACGCGGCAUUGUCACGCAGCGGUGAAUUAUCGCGGGUCAUCAGUCCGCUCGAACAAGACAGCAGCGUUGCUUUUAAUGUUCAGUAUAAUAAUUAUUUUAAUGCCGACAUACAGCAACAGUUGCGUGAUCACACAUCAAGAUCUGCUGGGUUACUUCAUUUACCUCCGAUAAUUCCUGGUGUUCCCUGUGUUACUCCUAAUUGCACUCAAUGUUACAAAUUUAUAUGAUGUUAUUUUAUUAAUAUUAUUAUUAUAUUUGUAGUGCGAUGUAUACUAUAAUA